AAUAAAAAUAAAGCUGUCUUGUGAAUAAUGUUUUGCAUCACUUUGGUCCACAGACAGAACAAAAACAUAGUCCCUCAGAUCUUCUGACCUUUCAUGUCUUUUUUCCCUUAGUUUUAUUUGCUUUUUAUAAUCUCUUGAUCCAAGAGUUCAUGUUUACUUGUGACAGAAGUCUUGUAAUGAUAAUAUAGCAAAGUCUUGUCUUCUCUCUCUCAAAUAAAAAGAAAUGUCAUCUUUCGAAAUCUCUCACCUUGAUUUAGAGAAUGGUUCCGGUGAUCAGCGUCAUUACCGUCGAAGUGACGUCAGCGAGUUCGGAGAAGACAGCUCUUCCUGCGACUAUGACUACGAUUUUCACUCAGCUGUAAGGAGCUUUUGCGGCGAGUUUGAGUUUCCUGAUUUGGAGGACCUCUCAGAAUCAGAAUCGGAAACUUCUCGAUCAUCUCCGGAGGAGAAAGAUUGCCGGAUUUGCCAUUUGGGUUUAGAGAGUAGCCGCCGUGAAUGUGGAGACCCAAUGGUUCUUGGAUGUUCUUGUAAAGAUGAUUUGGGUUAUGUUCAUAAGCAAUGUGCCGAGACUUGGUUCAAGAUCAAGGGUGACAAGACUUGCGAGAUUUGUCGUUCGAUAGCUUUAAACUUCUCUAAAGCUGGCAACGAGAUUGAUCAAACAACCACGAUUGAAACCAAUGUGAGUGACGUGGAGGCUGGAAAUUCAUCCACGGUGGUGGCCACAAUGGAUUCCGAUGACCGGAGAUUCUGGAGAGGGAAUAAUAGGUUUCUUAACUUCCUUUUGACAUGUAUGGUUUCUGCAUUUGUAAUCUCAUGGUUCUUUCACUUCAACUUGCCUUCACAACAAUGAGGAACAAGAUUAAACAUCCUCUGUUUUUUUUUUUCCUUUUUUUUUUCUUUUGCUUUGUGUGGAAUUUGAUUCCUGUUUUAGCUUUUUGCACGAGUGCAAUCAUAUCAAACAAUUGGAAUACAAAUAUAUAUAUAAAAAAUCAUAAUUGAGUUAGAUUAAAAAAUAGCAUACAAAUCUGUAUGGUUACUUACAUGUUUAUAUUUAUUUAUUCACAAUUUCUGAAUAUACAUGUUUUUUUCACAAACUCUUAUAAGCCUCAAGGGCAGAACCAUGCCUAAGAACAUGAUUAUUGAGAGGUUCUUAGGACGGAGUUCUUAACGGAAUAUAAAAACUCGUCUCUUAACUUUUAACUAAAAAAGCUAAGAACCGGUUCUUAAAUAAGAGUUUUAAGAGCCGGUUCUUAACUUUUUUAGUUAAAAGUUAAGAGACGGGUUCUUAUAUUCCGUUAAGAACUUCAUUCUAAGAAUCCCCAAUAAUCAUGCUCUAAUAGCUUUACUUUCAACUUCCAUUUCGAGUUUGGUAAGACAAGCCGCUUGUAAGUAAAGAGCGAUUUUGGCCAUCCCAGUGAAAGUACUUGUGCUUGCGUUGCAUCGCUUAGAGCCUCGCUGAACAUUUCACUCAUAAGGUAACAUAGCCACCUAAAAAGAAAAAGGAAAAAACAUGCCACCUUCUUGCCAAUACUGUGUGUGGCAACAAAAUGUUGAUUGAUUCAAAGUAUCAAUCUAGAAAUUAGGAAGUAGUAUUGGAUUUGUGAUUUAGUUUAAUGUGGGAUGUUUCAUAAAUAUUAGGGGUUUAAUUAUUUGUUUUUAUUAUUGGGAUCAUGGGUAGUUGUCUUCUUAUUUAAAUAUUCAAUAUUUUGUAAUUGUGUUUUAAGCUUUUUCAAUCAACGUAAUAUUCAGUUUUUUUUUCUCUGAA
Molecule: messenger RNA, 1765 nt
Organism: Brassica napus (rape)
Lineage: Eukaryota; Viridiplantae; Streptophyta; Magnoliopsida; Brassicales; Brassicaceae
Exons: 2
Coding region: 224-850 (208 amino acids)
Molecular function (GO): zinc ion binding
Source: RefSeq, a predicted model, not a curated record